Messenger RNA from Lactuca sativa (garden lettuce), 561 nucleotides. RefSeq lists its product as uncharacterized. Lineage: Eukaryota; Viridiplantae; Streptophyta; Magnoliopsida; Asterales; Asteraceae. Gene Ontology annotation, cellular component: respiratory chain complex I. The record is from RefSeq and is a predicted model, not a curated record.
UAUGCGGCCUUUUGCGUUUCCAUUGCUGUUUCCGUCUCAAUCAAAAAUUUUGGGGAUAAAAAAUCAAGGGGAGCUCGAUCUGGUCGAAGACGAAGAAGAAGCAUCAAUAAGAUCGAGAGUGUAGCGAAAAUGGUGAACAUGACGACUUUUUUCGGGAUGUCGCUUGGCGCUUUUGUGUUCUGGCAAUCAAUGGAUAAAGUUCAUGUCUGGAUCGCUCUUCAUCAGGACGAGAAGCAAGAAAGAAUGGAGAAGGAAGCAGAGAUCAGGAGAGUGAGGGAACAGCUGCUACAAGAGAACAAGGAAAGAGACCCUCUUGCUUAAGUUUCCAAAAUCAUUUAUGAUUUUAUGGUUUAUGAUUUUUCCUUAAAACUUUAUGUAUUAAGCAGAUACACACCAAUGAUUGUUGUUGAAUAAGUUUCUCUUUCUUUGUGCUCUCAACAAUUGAUAUGUUUGUUACUUGUUGCACUGGUAACUCCUGCUAAAGGAAGGAGCAUAGCAACAAGUUUUUCAACUCUCACUCUCUAUGAUUAUCAUAUGAAUGCUCAUCACCUGUUAAGAUUA